AAAGGAAGGAAUACAUUCCAUUGAGAAAACGACACUCAAGAUAGCAACCGCGUGUUGCGUUGGGAUGGUACAGAAAGUGCUCGAUGCGGUGAUCAAUGAGCCCUGACAGGACACGUCGACAGUGGACGACUUCGAUAACGGCACAACGCCCACACCGAGCAAAGAAGUGCUAGGAGCCAUGUCAUGUGCGACGCACCCAAUACGUAUAGCUCGUCAUCAGCGAGUUGAGUAACAUAAGUCGGUUGUAGUCACGGCCAGCACAGCGAUGGUCAUCCAAGGACUCACGUGACGCAUCGUCUCCAGCGACCCCACGCCUGACCUCAUGGGCGGGUCCGAGUCAGCAGGCGUCUCGGACAGGACCCUUCAUCCCCAGAGACCAUCAACCAGAAACUCGAAACCAGCAUUCCCACCACACAACGAAAUUGUCAACCUCUUUCACCCAACAUGUCACUAGCAGAGCUGCAAGCGGAGCGACAGCAAUACCAGGAACAGCUGGACAUUGUCGCAGGCCAAAUCAAAGACGAUCCCGAUAACAAGGAGCUCGCGAGUCUCAAAGAGGAGUUAGAUCAAUUCGUUGCGCUUCUCAACGACAGCAUUGCUGAGUUACAGCCCAAGCAGGCACCGACGCCAGCGGCGCCCAACGCAUCCACGCCACAGCCCGCUGAAUCCGAGAAAUGGUCGCGAGAGAAUCACCCAGCCUUUAGUAAAGCUGCGCCCUAUGCCGAGGAGAAGGACGAGAGCCCAGUCAGUUACCAGGUGAACGAUACCGUGUUGGCGAAAUGGCUGUCAGGCGACAAGGCAUUCUAUCCGGCCAAAAUCACAUCGAUCACCGGCUCGUCCGCAGCGCCUAUAUACGUCGUCAAGUUCAAGAGUUACGACAACGUCGAAACUCUGCGAAGCAAGGAUAUACGGCCCGUCUCUAACAAACGAAAGGCCGAGGGUCCUCCGGCGCCGGUGGCGCGGCCAGCACCGGGCGUCGUAUCCUCGGCUGGUGCCAAGUCAUAUCCAGACGCGAAGAAGGCCGCGGAGAGGGACGACGUGCCCCAACCACCCAAGCCGAAGAAGAUCAAGGCCAAGAAGGAGCUCGAGACCAACAAGAACAAGUGGCAAGAGUUCAAUGCCAAGUCCAAGUUCGGCAAGACGCAGAAGAAGGACAGCAUGUUCCGCACCCCAGAAGGCGUCCACGGCAGAGUUGGUUUCACUGGCUCAGGCCAGUCGAUGCGCAAAGAUCCGUCGAGGAGUCGACACGUGUACCAAGUCAACGAGGAUCUGGACUAACUCUGUGUGAGAUGCAGAUCAAACACUCCGCGAGUCACGGUUCGCGUCUACCAGCGGAGAUUGCGGAACCAGGGCAACAAACGUCCCAGUGGGUAUCCACGGCAGC
Molecule: messenger RNA, 1384 nt
Organism: Emericellopsis atlantica
Lineage: Eukaryota; Fungi; Ascomycota; Sordariomycetes; Hypocreales; Bionectriaceae
Exons: 3
Coding region: 445-1278 (277 amino acids)
Biological process (GO): negative regulation of DNA-templated transcription
Molecular function (GO): DNA-binding transcription factor activity
Source: RefSeq, a predicted model, not a curated record